CCUGCCUGCGUCAGAGGUCCCGCACUUGCGCAGGGCCGCCUUCCUUCUCUGGUAGCACGCAGGCGCAGAGGAGCAGCUUGGGGCCAUGGCGGCGGCGGGCACGCUGAGGGGCUUGGCAGUGGCUGGCGGAGGCGAGAGCAGCGAUAGUGACGAUGACGGCUGGGAUAUUGGGUAUCUGGACCGGUCGUCUCAGAAAUUGAAGAGGUUGUUACCAGUUGAAGAGAAGAACGAAACUUUUAAGAAAGCGCUGACCACUGGCGACAUUUCCUUAGUGAAGGAACUCCUAGACUCUGGCAUUAAUGUGGAUUCCAGCUUCCGGUAUGGAUGGACCCCUCUUAUGUAUGCAUCUAGUGUGGCCAAUGUAGAGAUGGUUCGCUUUCUUUUGGACAGAGGUGCUAAUGCAAGCUUUGAUAAGGACAAGUUAACCAUCUUGAUAACUGCAUGUUCUGCUCGUGGCUCAGAGGAGCAUGUCUUGAAGUGUGUAGAGUUGCUACUUUCACGAAAUGCAGAUCCAAAUGUUGCUUGUAGGCGACUUAUGACUCCAAUCAUGUAUGCUGCCCGAGAUGGUCACACUCAGGUUGUUGCUCUGCUUGUUGCUCAUGGAGCAGAAGUUAAUGCCCAGGAUGAGAAUGGUUAUACUGCCUUAACGUGGGCAGCACGUCAGGGUCAUAAAAAUGUAAUUCUGAAGUUGCUUGAACUUGGAGCUAAUAAAAUGAUACAGACUAAAGAUGGCAGGACACCAAGUGAGAUUGCAAAAAGAAAUAAACAUCUUGAGAUCUACAACUUUCUUUCUUUGACUCUAAAUCCAUUGGAAGGGAAACUUCAGCAGCUAACCAAAGAAGAGACUAUUUGUAAACUGUUGGCCACAGAUUCUGAUAAAGAAAAGGAUCACAUAUUUAGUCCAUAUACAGCGUUUGGAGAUCUGGAAAUAUUUUUACAUGGACUUGGACUUGAGCAUAUGACAGACUUAUUAAAGGAAAGGGAUAUAACUUUAAGACACCUUCUGACCAUGAAGAAAGACGAGCUUACAAAGAAUGGAAUUACCAGUAAAGAUCAGCAAAAAAUUCUGGCUGCUCUCAAGGAACUAGAAGUAGAAGAGAUAAAUUUUGGAAAAUUACCUGAAGUGGCAAAGCUAGAAAUUAGUGGUGAUGAGUUCCUCAACUUCCUUCUGAAGUUAAACAAGCAAUGUGGUCAUUUAAUCACAGCUGUGCAGAAUAUCAUCACUGAGUUGCCUGUAAAUUCUCACAAGAUAGUACUAGAGUGGGCUUCUCCCAGAAACUUUACUUCAGUUUGUGAAGAACUGGUUAGUAAUGUUGAAGAUUUGAAUGAAGAGGUCUGCAAGCUGAAGGACUUGAUUCAGAAGAUGCAGAAUGAACGGGAAAAUGAUCCAACUCAUAUCCCAUUAGUAGAGGAAGUGUCUACGUGGAAGAGUCGAAUUUUGAAGAGGUCGGCAGUUACAGUCUGUGGAUUUGGGCUGCUGAUUUUCAUCUGCAAGCUAACUUGCCAGAGAAAAUAAUUCUAAUAUUUAUCCAAGUUAUAUAUGUACAUCUUAUUCAGAAUGUCACAGCAUUACUUUUGAUCUUUUAUUGUACAGCAUAGCUUUAUUUCCUUGCCCACACUCCAUAGGAAAAAUUAUGAUAACAUAAACAGAGUUUUUCUUUAGAAAGUGACUUCAGUUUGAAUUAUACAGUUUAUUACAUUCUUAUGUUAAUUUCAAUCAAGAAAAUUAUGGAUAAUUCUUUCAUUUAAGCCUGACUAAAUCACAU
Alexandromys fortis (reed vole) is the source of this 1766-nucleotide messenger RNA. RefSeq names its product ankyrin repeat, SAM and basic leucine zipper domain containing 1 (gene Asz1). The transcript has 13 exons. Gene Ontology annotation, biological process: piRNA processing. The coding region runs from base 86 to 1516 and encodes 476 amino acids. Gene Ontology annotation, molecular function: protein binding. The record is from RefSeq and is a predicted model, not a curated record. Gene Ontology annotation, cellular component: pi-body. NCBI's taxonomy places the organism in Eukaryota, Metazoa, Chordata, Mammalia, Rodentia, Cricetidae.